Messenger RNA from Camellia sinensis, 1861 nucleotides. The record is from RefSeq and is a predicted model, not a curated record. Lineage: Eukaryota; Viridiplantae; Streptophyta; Magnoliopsida; Ericales; Theaceae.
UUUUGAACAGGUCACUGGUUUGUGUUUUUUUUUGAACAGGUCACUGGUUUGUUUGUGUUUCGCAUUUUCUUCUAUAUAAGCUCUGCAAAGUAGCUCUUUUCAAUGUGUUAAAAGAUUAAUCAUGCCAACAAGAGACAUGAGUUCUUCUAAGGCACAGCAACAAACACACAACCCAUGUCCUCCUCAUGCGGUGUGCAUACCAUACCCAGCACAAGGCCACAUCAACCCAAUGCUAAAACUAGCAAAGCUACUUCAUCACAAGGGCUUCCACAUCACCUUCAUCAACACCGAAUUCAACCACCGCCGCCUCCUCAAAUCCCAGGGCCCCCACUCCCUCUCCGGCACCUCCUCCUUCCGCUUCGAAACCAUUCCCGACGGCCUCCCUCCCUCCUUCCGCUUCGAAACCAUUCCCGACGGCCUCCCUCCCUCCGAGGCCGACGCCACUCAGGACAUCCUGGCACUCUGUCACUCCAUUAUGCACAACUUUAUUGAUCCCUUCAGAGUCUUACUCGAUAAACUCAACGACGAGGCUGCUGCGUCAUCGGACGUACCUCCGGUGACAUGCAUAGUUUCAGAUCUGACAAUGAGCUUUACUCAGAAAGUGGCUGAAGAAGUGGGCAUACCUGCUGUUUUUUUCUUCCCUGCCAGUGCUACUGCCUUAAUGGGCCUUGUGGCUUAUCCCCAACUCAUACAGAAGGGUAUUGCACCACUCAAAGAUGCAAGUUAUUUAACAAAUGGUUACCUAGACACUGUGAUAGAUUGGAUACCAGGCAUGAAUGGCAUACGAUUGAAGGAUCUCCCGAGUUUCAUUCGAGCCACUGAACUGAAUGUCAUGACUCAUUUCCUUUUGGAAGCAAUUGACAAAGCACACGAAGCUUCGGCCAUCAUUUUCAAUACCUUCGACGCUUUAGAACAUGACGUUUUAGAAGCACUGUCAACAAUGUACCCACCCAUAUACCCCAUUGGCCCUCUUCAGUUUCUCCUCGACCAAUUCCCACAAAAUCACUUGAAUUCCAUUGGAUCAAGCCUAUGGAAAGAAGAAACAGAGUGCCUUUCAUGGCUUGACUCGAAACAACCCAAUUCAGUCAUUUACGUCAACUUUGGCAGCAUCACUGUUUUGACACCCCUACAAUUGAUUGAAUUCGCCUGGGGACUCGCUAAUAGCAACCAAACAUUCUUAUGGAUCAUUAGGCCUGAUCUGGUUGUUGGUGACUCCGCGAUUCUUCCACCGGAUUUUGUGAGUGAGACUAAAGAAAGGAGUCUAUUAGCAAGUUGGUGCCCUCAAGAACAAGUCCUCAAUCAUCCAGCAAUUGGAGGUUUCUUAACACACUCUGGGUGGAAUUCGACUCUUGAGAGUAUUUGCAGUGGGGUCCCUAUGUUGUGUUGGCCAUUCUUCGCGGAUCAACAGACGAAUUGUUGGUUAUGUUGCGGCCAAUGGGGUGUUGGGAUGGAGAUAAACAACGAUUUUAAGAGAGAGGAAGUUGAGAGAAUGGUCAGAGAGUUGAUGGCUGGAGAGAGGGGGAAAGAGAUGAAAAGAAAGGUCAUGGAGUGGAAGAAGUUGGGUGAAGAGGCCACGACUUGUUCUGUUGGGUCAUCUUACUUGAAUUUUGAGAAGAUGGUCAGGUUUGUGCUUAUGUCUGCUGGUUCAAAUCAAAGUAGUUAGUGUGUGUGCACAUUUUCAUCUUACAAGCAAUUUCUGAAAUAAGUUGUUUCUUUUUUCUUUCUUUUUUUAAUUGUUUAGAAUAAUCUUGUACAAGUAUUGUCUUGACAGGGGGUUAGGGAUGGAUUUGUAUUUUGAUUUCCAUUGUGUCUCAGAAUUGUAUUAUUAUGCUUUUUUAAUAAAGAACAUGUUCUUGUUGUA